Molecule: messenger RNA, 2340 nt
Organism: Entrophospora sp. SA101
Lineage: Eukaryota; Fungi; Glomeromycota; Glomeromycetes; Entrophosporales; Entrophosporaceae
Source: the annotation of a GenBank genome assembly
AUGGAAACUGCCGUCUCAUCACUUGUUUCACCAGAGCUAGUUUCUCAAUUCAACCAAGUCUUUUUAAAUUUGGCCACUAAUGAUAAUGAUCUACGAACAACAGCUGAGAAACAAUUAAAUGAACAGUGGCUCGCCCAACAACCAAACUUUUUACUUCUUUCACUAACACAACUCGGUAGAACUCACGACAAAAUCGAGGGAAGAGCAUUUGCUUUUGUACUGCUUCGUAGAAUUGCUUUUAGGCAAGUACAAAAUCAAACUGUUAAGAUUGAUGGUGUGACUGUAUGGGAUUCUAUUCCAUCUCAGAGUAUGGAGGCUAUAAAACAUGACUUAUUGAUUGCUUUAUCAAUUGAGCAAGAAAACACUGUACGUCACAAAUGGGAUCAAUUAUUACCGGCUCUUUUUGAAGCAAGUAAAUCACUUUCCGUUGAACAUCGUGAAGCAGCUCUACGUAUAUUUUCAGCUGUACCUACUCUUAUCACAGACCAACCAAUAGAGAUUGUAAAACAAGUUUUUUCUGAAAAUUUACAAGUUGUUGACAAUCCAGAGAUUCGUAUGGCUACUUUGAAAGCUUCCGUCGCUUUUGUUUUGGAAACUGACCAGCAAAACAGGAGUUCUUUUGCUGAGUUAAUGCCACAAAUGUUAGAUGUGCUUUUUCCCUUGGUAACCAAACACGAUGGAGAUGGAUUGAUUGAUGGUAUAAUGGUGUUCAUUGAACUGGGCGAAAGUUUACCUCGGAUAUUUAGACCUGUACUUUCUAGUGUCAUUUCCUUUUCUGUAAGCAUUAUGAAGGACAAAUCUUUUGAGGAUAAUACUCGUCAAACUGCUUUGGAGCUAUUGUUGACUUUAUCAGAAACAUCUCCAUCAAUGAUGCGUAAAUCACCUGAUUUUUGUACUCAAGUUAUACCAAUUGCUUUGGAGAUGAUGACAGAUUUGGUAGACAUAGAUUCAUGGCAUACCACAGAUGAUUUGGAAGAUAGUGAUAAUGAUGAAAAUUAUGUGGUUGGUGAGCAUGCCAUGGAUAGAUUGGCUCGUAAUCUUGGUGGAAAAGCCGUACUUCCAAUAGCUUUUCAAUAUAUUCCUUCCAUGUUGGGAUCUGAAAGUUGGGAACAACGCCAUGCAGCUCUAAUGGCUAUUUCUGCUAUUGGUGAAGGUUGUGUGAAGAUCAUGGAAGCUGAAUUGGGAAAAAUUAUCGAAUUGGUAUUGCCGUAUCUCAGAGAUCAAAAUUCUAGAGUAAGAUAUGCUGCUUGUAAUGCUAUUGUUCAAGCUCACGCGGCUGCAGCUCUAGUUAAUUUUUGUGAAGCAGCUGAUAAAUCAAUACUUGAACCAUAUUUGGAUACAAUUUUUGAAAGACUACUUGUUCUUUUAAAUUCAGGAAGAACUUAUGUUCAAGAACAAGCCAUCACCACCAUCGCUACUGUAGCUGACAGUUCAGAAGAUAGAUUCGUAAAAGUAUAUGCUUGUCAGAAAGAAUAUCGAUUGUUACGUGGUAAAGCGAUGGAAUCUUUGGCGGUUGGAAAAGAAAUUUUUUUACAAAAUGCUCCUGAAUUUAUACAGUUGUUGACGAUGAUUCAACAAUCUGUUACUGAACCUGACGAUCCUCAAGUAUCAUAUCUUAUUGCUUCUUGGGCUAGAGUUUGUAAAGUACUUGGUCCGGAUUUUGUGCCCUACCUUCCAACUGUUAUGCCACCUCUUCUUCAAUCUGCUCAAUUAAAACCUGAUUUUGCUAUCUUAGAUCCCGAUGAAGAUAUUGAAAACAAAUAUUCAAUUGAAGAUGGUUGGGAAUUUGUAGGAGUAGAGGGUCAGCAAAUUGGCAUUAAAACAACUGUAUUGGAAGAAAAAUGUACAGCUGUUGAAAUGUUGAUUUGUUAUGCUCGUGAACUAGGACCAGCAUUUUGUCCAUAUGUUGAGCAAGUUUUGGAAAUCGUCUUGCCAUUAUUAAAAUUUCUUUUUCACGAAGGUGUUAGAAAUGCAGCAGCAGCCACAAUUCCUCAUUUAUUACAAGCAGUCAAAAAAGCAAAUGCUAGCCCUGAAUAUAUUCUAAAUAUGUGGCACACGAUUGCAAAAAAAAUUAUCGAGUGUAUUAUGAUCGAGACUGAUACCAGUUUUCUAUGGCAAUUGUAUGUUACUUUUCAUGAAUCACUUGAGGUGGUUGGUGAUAAUAGUCUUGAUGAGCAAUUAUUGAAUGUUUUUACCAAAGCUACUGAAGCCCAAUUGCAAGAAUUCUAUCGAAGAUUGCAACAACGCGAACAAGCUCGUCAUAGUGGCGAUUAUGAUGCUGAUGACGAGGAUCUUAUUAUGGAAGAAGAGGCGACGGAAGAAGCCCUGAAUAUAUUCUAA